CUUGGGCUAAUCCCCUCACGUCGGUGCGCCGUCAUCGUCAUAUCCUCCUCUUCUUCCCCCGCUGGUUGGUUCCUUUUAUUUACCUCAACCUGGUCGAUCAGCAGUGCUCAUCUAUUGCUUUUCUCUCCUCAAUCGUUGUCACCGUAUUUCCUUCUCUUCCAUACACACUCUCUCCCUCUCUGUGCCUCUCUCUCUCUCUGCAUUGUGGCUGGUCAGGCCAUUGCGCUGCAACUCUCCGCAUCGCCCGCCACCCAUUCACCACUGGGUUUCCACCGCUUCGGGUCAUACGACCGAUUACGAUAACUGGAUGGGAGGAUUCUCGAUCCAUGAUAGGAACGGCUCAUUAGACUAAGCCUGUCUAAUAAGCUCUCUCCCGCCGGCAUCGUGAACCACUUCUUCCACGCCCCCCCUCCUCCACGCCCUCCCCCUCCUCAUUUGGUCAUCUCCAACUGCGUCCCUGCAGUGACUCUCACUGACCACUGAACCCCCGUCGGUUCUGGCGACCGGUUAUCUUUGGCUGAUGGAGCUUGAGCUUGUUUCUUCAACAUGGGUUGUUGCUUUUCCUUAUCGCGCGAUUAUAGCCGUCCUUCCUACGCGGCACAGGUAGUCACCGAAGAGCGCCGUUCCGAAGACAUUCAUCCCCAAGCCGCCGCAACAAGCAAUGCGCUCACCUCCGGCAACUCAUCUGCCAGGGCGCGCGGAUCCCGAAUCAGGGCAGAGCACUUCCCGCUGAACCAGCAUUACAAUGCGCCUAUCCGUCGUCACGUCUGGUAUAGCAAACGGCGCCUAUGGACCCGCACACAAUUAGACCAGGAGCGCACCGAGUUCUUCGAAACUAGGGUCACGGGUCGUUCGGAGAUCUGGGCGGCUUUGUCUGCGGCUAUCUCUUUGAUGCGCGCCGGUGAUCUCGCAACAGCGCAAAGUUUCAUUGAUGCAGCCGGCAUCACCGUCCCCACCGGUGAUCUCUGCCAAGGCUGCUACGACGAGCAGGGUGUACUCUACCGGCUACCACAGUGCAUUGUGAGCGACCCAGAGAAUAUCGUGCGAUCCGACCAGGAGCCGGAUGACUUCGAUACGGACGACGGCAAGCUAUCUUCAGACGAAGCCUCAGGGGAUGAGUUAAUAGCCGAUGACAUAGAACGUCGUCGCGAUGAAAAGGGCAAGACUAGCGAGCGUGAUCUAAUCCGCAUCCGUGCGCGAUUGAGCGAUAGAGGCGGUCCCGAUAUCAUCCUGUCAGUGGUGAAGACGAUGAACGUCGGCUCGAUAGCCCGCAAAGUGCAACAAGAGGCAGGGAUUCCGCGCACUCACCGUGUGAGGCUUGUCUACCUAGGCAGAAUGCUCAAAGAACAUGUGCCCCUAGUCGACCAAGGGUGGAAUCCCGCCCACGUUAUUAGCGCCCUCGUUGUCCCGCGACAAUCGGUGUCAUGACAGUUUCGUGGCUGCGAUAGCUCACAUGCACUCUAACAGCCUGCGUGCAUGAACUACCUGCAGAGACCGAUCCACCUAAUCCACCCUUUGAUAUACGGUCUGAUCUUGCACGAAUAAACAACACAACACCGCACACUACAACACACCAUACCUCGUCCGACUGAUUAACAUUCCAAAUAAUGAUGAUAAUACCUCGAUACCCCCCUACUUACUUAUUUCACGACAGCAUUGCCAUCGAUUUGGCAUACCUACUUUUUCUCCCCGCGCAAGCCUAAUCUAUGCUUCCCCAUACUCAGGUGCCAAGGCAUUACUGCAAUUAAGUCGGUUUUCACGUUCAUGUCCCAUUUGUCUGGUUCCGCACAAUACCCCAAUUAGUGUUUGUUUGUUUGUUUAGUUGUUUGUUUGAUCCAUAGCUUUUCUUCUUCAUGAUGGAAUGUUCUUUCUUGUCUAGUACUUAUCACCUUAAUUAACAAUUACAUAGCUAUUUAACACUCAU
Aspergillus welwitschiae is the source of this 1924-nucleotide messenger RNA. RefSeq lists its product as uncharacterized. Lineage: Eukaryota; Fungi; Ascomycota; Eurotiomycetes; Eurotiales; Aspergillaceae. Bases 547 to 1428 code for a protein of 293 amino acids. The transcript has 3 exons. The record is from RefSeq and is a predicted model, not a curated record.